This is a messenger RNA of Haplochromis burtoni (Burton's mouthbrooder), 4142 nucleotides long. RefSeq names its product cornichon family AMPA receptor auxiliary protein 3 (gene cnih3). The record is from RefSeq and is a predicted model, not a curated record. Lineage: Eukaryota; Metazoa; Chordata; Actinopteri; Cichliformes; Cichlidae. Gene Ontology annotation, biological process: vesicle-mediated transport; regulation of AMPA receptor activity. Gene Ontology annotation, cellular component: dendrite; synapse.
CUGGUGCUGCCAGAGUACUCCAUCCAUGUGUUGUUCUGCAUCAUGUUCCUGUGUGCUCAGGAGUGGCUGACUGUGGGCCUUAACAUUCCCCUGCUCUUCUACAACACGUGGAGUAGGUACUUCCAUUCCCCAACGGACACUAAGGAGCUGCUGUACGACCCAGCGUCCGUGAUGAAUGGCGACACACUCAAGUUCUGCCUGAAGGAGGCCUGGUGCAAGCUGUCCUUCUUCGUCCUUUCCUUCUUCUACUAUCUCUACUGUGUGUGGAACCUGGAAAUAUCCCUCUAAUAGGUCUUAUCAGUGGAAACACUUAAAGGUAAACACAACAGAGCGUUUCUUCUUUGUGGUCAAAUGAGGCCAUAGUGCUGUAUCUGCUCUACAUUUGGUCACAAGCUCAUCAGUGUUGUUAGCUGACUUACAGAAAAACUUUGGUGCAAUCACUUUGCCACUUUCUUGCAAAUGUGUGUUUGACAGCUUCUUUGUCCCAUCCUCAUUGCAUUACAUGAUGCUCAUUGGCUUCUGUUUUGUUUUUGUUUUGUUUUUUAUUUUGCAUCCAGUGGCAACUUUUUUGCUGGCUUUUGGGAAAUAAUAAAAAACAUGCCAGGAAGGAUAGUUGUUUUUACAUUUUUAGGUCAUGGUAAAAACCUAAAAAUGUGAAUUUGUGAUAUUUACUGCAAAGCAUUAUGUUAUUACUGCAUUCAAGAAGCGUUUUGUCAAACAUGUAUCCCCUCCUUUUAAAGACAAGCUACUUUUUUCAGUUUGAAAUAAAUAAAUAUGUGUUCUUGUAUUUCUGUCUGUGAGAUAUACUUUAAUUCCAUUUUUCUUAAAGGUUAUGUGAUGGUAUUUGAAAGACAAAAAAACCGCCCAAACCACAGAAUAUGAUAUUCUUAUAUAGCAUGAAUAUACAUAUGUAUUUUUGCUAUUAUUUCAUUAUUAAGGUUAAACAUCACUAAUUAUCACUAAAUGUGUUGUGUUGGUCUCAAACCGAUGUACAAAUUUUAAUGAAACACAAACUGGAGGUCUCACUGGGAUUUGGAUGAAUGCUAAUAUAUUUUGGCCAGUUAGCACUACUAAUUGCGUCAUGACAUAUCAACCCUAUUUCCUGGACCUACACUGGAAAAAGCUUUCGCCUUUUUAAGAAACUCCUAAAUUUGUCAAUUUUUCUUUGAAAAUGGGUCCUCCAAAAAGUAUUCAGUUGUCAUUCUAGCCAUGUGUAGCUUUUUAUUAGCACUAUUCAAGUAUAGCACAGCUUUGAGCUAAGUUUUAGAGACUCAUUGUACACAAGAGCAUUCAGGUUCGUUGUCUCUGGACAGCAAAUAUUUAACACUUCAAAAAGACAACCACUCUCAGGCAAAGUCAAAUUUCACUGGGACCUUUAAGAUCAAGACUUUUUCAUAACCAAUUAUCUAAAGCACAAUUGUAUUUGUUUAUAUUAGCCUACUCAGAGCUUUGUAGCUACCCAUGUAAUACCAGCUAGCCCAAAAUCACAAACCUCCUAAACAUUGUUGGUAUUUAGUUUUCCAUCUUUGUUUUAAUCCAAAGUUCAAGAUUUCAGCCAGAAUAUUGUUCUUGAUCUUUAGAUGUCUACCCUGUUUUCCAUGCUGGUAUUUUCUAACUCCAUUAAACCUGUUAAAUCCCCAUCGUAUGAAUACCUGGACAUAAGUCUUUCUGGAGAGAACAGUCAUCCUUAUAUAGUUUUUUUAGUUGAAAUAAUAAGGACGUCAUACUUAAAGUGGAUAAAAAGACUGAUAACCAUAGAAAGUAUAGAAGGUGGACGUAGCUACUGUGACAUCAUCCAGUUUCUGAGGUCAUAUUUUGAAGCUUCAUGAUUAACAUUUUCACCAUCAGUAUCUUGGUUUACAAAAAACAAAUGUGGCAAGAGGGGUAGGCAUGACUAAACACAGGCUACUAUCUACUCAUUUAGACAGUAGCAAUAGACAGUGGUUUCGUUCCUUAUUCAACUAUGAUUGACUAAGCCCAUAAACUCAGGAAGAAACAUUGAAACAACAAAAAUCAUCUAAUGGCAUUAGCUAGUCAGACAGUAGUAAAGAGUCUGUCAUUGACUUGCAUCUUUUAAUGUCCUUUUUAGUGUACAUUAAAUUUAAAAAGAACUGUUAUUUUGCCCUUAAAGGUUCAAAAGUCAGAAGACGAAAUUAAGAGAUUGAUAAAACAUUUAUGGUCAGUUGAGUUGGUCUUCUUUAGAUGUUUGAGAUUUUGGUGAAAAAAGUUCAGGUAACUGAAAAGAAGACUAGAAAAGGUACCUUUGGUCACAAAUAAACAGACUCUUUCUCCUUAACUCAGACAAACAACCAAAAUAAUUCAAAUUGUAUCCGAAAGCAGCAGAGUAAGCUGUAAGAAAAAAGAAUUAAGAAUUAGUGGUCUCGCUUAAUAAACCCUCACACACUGGAAUGCUGGAAUACUGAAUAAUUCCAAAACAAGAAAUUAGAUCAUUUCAAUAUUUAUGAAAGUUUCCUGUUUGCCUGCCUGUUUAAUCACAAACAUGAUGACUCACUUCCUAUUUCUUCCUGUCCUUUUUCUUCCUCUUCUUCUUCCUCUUGUGUUUCAGUAUGAUCUACUCCUUGGUUACCUCAUAACAACUGAUUAUCAACAACUGGGGAGAAACAGGAACACCUUUCGAGGCAUUUGAUACAACAGGACUAAAGAACACUAAAAGACAAUACAUUUCAAAGUAGAAUAACAAAAACCUUUUUUUUCCUUGUUGCUGUGAAGCCAAACAUCGAACAUACACGUGGUUGAAGCUUGUUUUCUGCUUCAUACCCAAAAGAAGAAAGGACAUGCUUUAUCCUCAACUGUAUAUAAAAAUUGAAAACUAAAUCUACUGUUUACAGUUUGACUCCUCAUAGCGAGACCCAAGUUAAUCACUGCCUGGCCAACGUUUGUACCACACACACACAAAUACAAACAUACACAAACACAAACAGCCACAGCCUCCUCUGGAGUGCUACUGUACUUGCUGUACGGUAACGGCGAUGGUAGCCCAGAGGACGAAGAGCACAGUAUUGCACAGUUUGUCUCAGGCACAGCAUGGUGAAGCACUGUCAGGCCCAGCACAACUCACCGAACCCUCAGUCACUCCUCUUCGAUGCCUCACCAACUGUAGCUUCACCGGUGAGCUCAGGACGAGGGAUAGAUGAACGGAUCACACUGUACAGAAAAGAGAAAUGAGUUCUUGCGGGUGGGGUUUUGGGGGAGUUGAGCAGGAACACACGCGGUCUGUACGUAGCCUGUGGGAUUUUCUUUCAAACAUACGUGAAUGGCUUUUGUGAUGUGUGCAUUUUGGUGUAUUCUUUAAACAAAGGCAUUUCAAAUUGAUCUUCAGCAAACGUAUUCUCUUUACAGCAAUGCCUUCUUAGUGUCGUCCUAGUGUUGUUCUAUUGUGUAAACUUUUCGAAAACUCAAGCUAACAACUGAAACCUGGCGAAGCUUUGAUAGGAGCACACAUUCUUUGCACAAUUAGUGUCUUCAAUCUUGCACAAUGUGCUCAAUAUUUGGCUAUAUUAGAGAACAUUUAUUAUGGUCUAUCCACACAGGUGACGGUCUUCCAACAUGUAAAGAACCUUUCAGCCCUAUUUGAAGAUAGGGAAACAAUGUGAAUCUUUUCUAGCUCUCUUUACACCUUGGACCAAAAUAUUGUAUUUUUUUCAUUUGGAUUUAUUUAUUUUGUGACUGCUCAUUUUCAUGCUUUAUUUUAAACAUCAAUUUCCAAUGUAACUAAUGCCAGGAGCAAACAAAGCAGAAGAUGGGAAAGGUGCCUGGUAUUAAUUGGGUUUUUCUCCCUGGUUCGAAUAAAAGCAACUGUAGCAAAUGAUGUUGGCAAGAGGUUGUGAAGAGGAUGUCAUGAAUCACCAGAAUUAAUUCAGCAGGGCAGGUGGUUGAACCUGCAUCAUCCAUGUGUAGCACAGUUUUCUAACUAUUAAGAAACUCGUUAAACCUUCCCCACCAUCUUUGCUUGAUGAGCUUCAAUUUGUAAAGUGGCAGCAGCAAAGAGCAGAUAGGAAUGCCCCGUUCUUGUUGUUUUCUCUUCUUCUAAGUCAAGCGUUUUCUAACGUAACCUGUAUGUAUGUGACCAACCAAGUUGAAUUUAGAUAUUGUUUAUGAAAUAAAGUAUUUUAAAAUCUAAA